ACCAUGUUGCUGCUUUACAAAUAUCUAAAAUUGAUAGGUUCUUGACAGAUGUCAUUGAAGUGGAUUGAGCUCUUGCUGAAUGAACAGUUAUUUCCUGAAUGAACAGGAUUCUACUGUGUCUACACAGAAUGCAAUUAAAAGGCCGAUACCUAAAUUAGAUGCUCAAAGGUUAAUUUCAGAGAGAGGACUUCCAGCCUUGCGACAUGUAUUUGAUAAUGCAAAAUUUAAGGGUAAAGGACAUGAGACAGAGGACUUGAAGACACUUUUAAGACACAUGGAACACUGGGCUCAUAGGCUGUUUCCAAAACUGCAGUUUGAUGAUUUCAUGGAGAGAAUAGAGUCUUUGGGAAAUAAAAAGGAAGUUCAAACCUGCUUAAAGCGAAUUAGACUUGAUCUUCCAAUUUUACAUGAAGAUUUUACAAGUAAUGAAAGUAGUGGAGGGGGAAAUAAUGGGCUCAAAAUGUCUCCUGAAGAAGAAUUAGACCCCUUUUCUGAAAACAUGAAGGAAGAAUUUGAUUCUCACUCAAGUACUGCCCUAACAGAGGAGCAACAGCGAAGAAUUGAGAGGAACCAGCAACUAGCCUUGGAAAGUAGACAGGCAAAGAUGCAAUUUAACAGUCAGUCACAAGAAAAUGAUCUGUCUGCCACCCAGCCAAAUGAAGAAUUUAAGACAAUUGAGGCUCAGGAUCCAGAUGACCUGACGGAAGUAGAAAUUCAAGCUGCUGAAGCCCAAGUUGCUGAUAUUGAAGCUGUGGACAAAGAUAUACAACUUAAACGUGCAGAAGAAAUCAAAUAA
This is a messenger RNA of Chrysemys picta bellii (western painted turtle), 796 nucleotides long. RefSeq names its product TIMELESS-interacting protein-like. Gene Ontology annotation, molecular function: DNA binding. The record is from RefSeq and is a predicted model, not a curated record. Lineage: Eukaryota; Metazoa; Chordata; Testudines; Emydidae. Gene Ontology annotation, cellular component: nucleus; replication fork protection complex. Gene Ontology annotation, biological process: DNA replication checkpoint signaling; DNA damage response; replication fork processing.